Bactrocera latifrons is the source of this 3875-nucleotide messenger RNA. It is a transcript of the gene Nhe3, whose product is annotated as sodium/hydrogen exchanger 6. Lineage: Eukaryota; Metazoa; Arthropoda; Insecta; Diptera; Tephritidae. Bases 340 to 2754 code for a protein of 804 amino acids. Gene Ontology annotation, molecular function: sodium:proton antiporter activity. The transcript is spliced from 15 exons. The record is from RefSeq and is a predicted model, not a curated record. Gene Ontology annotation, biological process: sodium ion transport; proton transmembrane transport; regulation of pH. Gene Ontology annotation, cellular component: recycling endosome; membrane.
AACAAAAGAAAAAGCUGACAUUGUCAAAGCUCAAAAUAAUGCUAAAAGCAUAAUAGAAAAGACAUAUACGAAUGUCCAGAACGAAGGAUUUCAUUUCUGAAUUGGAUUUGCGUAGAACAUUCGACUGAGUAAUCGCGUAAAAACGAAAACAAAAUUGUGAUAUUUGUUGUGAAUAACUAAAAAUAUAAACAUUUCAAAGAAUUGUGUAGAAGAAAUUUUUGUGAAAUAUAAUUACAUAAAUUGCGCAAAAGGGGCUAGGUGUGGGUGGCGAAAUUCGAAAAUUCGUCGACUCAUAUCCAAAACCUCUACAAGCAGAGAAUAAAAAAUCGAUUUCUAACUAUGGCGUAUAGUCAAAAAGUAUAUAAUCCUGUGGCGAUAAAAAUGGCAAAACCAUGCCACCAUAAGAAGUGUGCUAAACGCGCAACAGCACCGCUUCAUAGAAAAAAUACACAUCGAAAUAAUUUUUUACGAAAUAGUUUCUCAUUGAGCAACAGUAACAGCAAAGACAGUGCUGAUGUUGAUAGCGGUGGAGUAGUCGGUCACAUUUGGUUUGGUAAUAACCGCUUAUCAAACGUAAUUUACACGUUUCUACUAUUAGCAGCAUUAACGCAUACCGCCAAUGCAACGGCAACGGAUAUUGCGCUGGACGCAAAGGCCACACUAACACAUAGAAUUGAUAGUCUUAAUCUGUUGGUAUAUACCUUUUUGCUGACGCUAACUGUACUGACUAUUUGGCUGUUCAAGCAUCACCGUGUUUCCUGGUUACACGAAACUGGUCUUGCCGUUAUUUAUGGACUGAUUGUUGGCGCUGUUAUACGCUAUGCCGGCACUUCGACGCCACUUGUGCACUUGGAAGUUGAUCCAGCAGGUGAUCCAAAGUUUAAUCAAUCUUUGCCACCCGAUACGUUAUGGAUGAAGUUUCCCGGCAAGUUGGCACCCAAUACCACCGAUAAAGAUCCCAUACCGAAUAAGACAUAUGCAUAUGUUUUUCGCGGCAUUGUAUACGAUGUGGAUGAGAAUGAAAUCGAUUUGAAGGCCACAUUUGAUCCCGAAAUCUUUUUCAACAUAAUAUUACCGCCAAUAAUAUUUCAUGCCGGUUAUAGUCUCAAAAAAAAAUACUUUUUUCGCAAUUUGGGCGCCAUUUUGAUGUUCGCCAUAUUGGGCACGACUCUAUCAUCGUUCCUAAUCGGCGCUAUUAUGUACGGCUGUGUGAAACUAAUGCCAGAGUAUUUGAGUAGUAGUUUCACAUUCCUGGACACGCUGUAUUUUGGAGCCUUGAUAUCACCAACAGAUCCACUAACAAUAUUAGCAAUAUUCCAUGACUUGCAUGUGGACGUAAAUUUGUAUGCGCUGGUUUUUGGUGAAUCUGUACUUAACGAUGCAGUGGCCAUUGUGCUGAGCGGCGCUAUACAAAAUUAUGGCGAACAUUAUUCGAGCACAGGAGGUUUCGAAACUAACGCCUUCUUUAGAUCAUUGAGCGAUUUCUUUUGUAUUUUUAUGCUGUCAUUAUUGAUUGGCGCAACAAUGGGCUGUUUUACGGCAUUGUUGACUAAGUUUACACGCGUACGUGAAUUCCCGCUACUCGAAUCUGCGCUCUUUGUGCUUAUGUCGUACAGUACUUUCCUGAUUGCGGAAGCUUCGGAAUUGACUGGCGUAGUGGCUGUGCUAUUCUGUGGUAUUUGCCAAGCGCAUUAUACCUAUAACAAUUUAUCGGAGAAUUCGCGCACGCGCACAAAGGAAAUAUUCGAAUUAUUGAAUUUCUUGGCGGAAAAUUUCAUCUUUUCAUAUAUUGGCGUUUCAAUGUUCACCUUUCCGAAACAUCAUUUCGACGCUGUUUUCAUCAUAACCGGUUUUGUCACUGCUGCUAUUGGACGCGCCGUUAACAUCUAUCCGCUAUCUUGGCUGUUAAAUUUGAAUCGUAAACCGAAAAUUUCAUCGAAUUUCCAGCACAUGCUUUUCUUUGCAGGCUUGCGCGGUGCGAUGUCCUUUGCCUUGGCCAUACGCAACACCGUUUCGGAGGCACGUCAAACAAUGUUGACUGCAACCUCGUUAAUUGUGAUUUUUACGGUCGUCAUACAAGGUGGCGCAUCUAAUUUUUUGCUUAAUUGGCUUAAAAUACCUGUUGGUGUUGAUGAAGAGACUGAACAGUUAAAUAAUUAUCGCGUACGCAGUGUUUAUAAUUCAAUGGAAAAUACAGCGGCUGCGUCAAUCGAUACCGGACUCAAUUUGGGCCAGCUGCCUAUGUCGCGUCGGCGCAGCUCCUUGUCUGAUGCAUAUUUGCAGGAUGUCGACGUGGACGUUGAGGGAGCUGGUGGUGUUGGCGAUGCCGGCGCACAGACAGCCAUGAAUGUCAAACGCAAUGAGAAGGCUUUUUUGGCAAGAAUAUGGGGGAAUUUCGAUACCAAAUAUAUGAAGCCGUUGUUGACGCAUUCACGACCAACGCUGCUCGAAACUUUGCCCGUAUGCUGUAAUCCCGUGGCGCGCUUACUCACCACAACCGAGCAACUUACACAGGACGGUGGCGGUUUGCGACGCUCCGACUCGGAUUCGGAUAUUUGCAUUGAUGAUGAGAAUUUCGGUGCAUCUUCAACGAAUGGCGCAGCAGGUGGCUUAAAUGGCGGCAGCGGUAGUGGUAGUGGCGGCUCAGCCGGCAUGGGUCCACGUCGCAACUCGAUCAAUCGUCAUACGAAUUUUCUGAAUGAAGCUAAUCAAUUAAUAACGGAUCUUAGUUUGGUUACUAACAACUUUAUGUGAAUCAAAAUCAAAAAUGUCACAAAAACACCAACGUUUUGGCUUAUAACUAAAUGCUUAAAAGUUAAAAAAAAUUCCUUGUACUUGUACUAAAAAUCACUAAUUCACUUAUUUUAUCACAUACACACUCACACAUACAUAAAUACUACACGCAACAAUAAUUCAAACGAAUUGCUUACGUACGGUGCAUGCAUACACAGUUAUUUCUAUAUUUAAUUUAAUUUAUGGUUUAAAAGCCUAAAAAAAUCAAGUUUUCUAACGUUUCGUUUUUUUUAUCCGUCUAACACCCCAUUCGGCAUUAACAUGGUCAAAGGUAUCACAUAUAAACUAUACUCUUGUGCUAAAGUUCGCUAAAUUAAAUCGAACAGCUGUCAAAUCAAUUUUUACACAUGGAUUCAAGUAAUUCAAAUGUAUGUAAAAUGGAAAUUGUAAUUAAAUUCCCCGGGUAAAUGAUAUUUCCCAAAAAAAUGUAAUUUACUAAUUUGACAAGACUGUCCUUUAUUAAUAUGCCAAUUAUGAGCGCGUUCUGCCAACCAGCUUGUUUACAGAAGCUUCUUAUGUCGGUACACCUCAGUAGUGAGUUGAUAUUUUUGCAAUGGAUAAAAAUAUCGGGAAAAAGAAUUUGUCGCAAAUUUUAUAUUUUUAUUCAAAUUUCGUGUGCGGAAUCGUUGCGAAUGUUGAAACAGCGUGACAGUCGUUAUUUCUUUUCGCCGUUUAGCGCCAAUUCGAGAUUCCAAGUGUAGACAAGUUCUUCUUCACCUGAUCUUUCCAACGGAGUGUAGGUCUUCCUCUUCCUUUUCUUGCCCUGACGAUCUGAUUUAGAUGAUAUCCAACUAUUUUAUAAGUAUUAUUUUUAUCAAAAUAUCUUUAAUUGGCCUGAAUUUAGGGAGCAUCGAAUCGAUCACGCAACUCUCUUAAUCACAUAGUGUUGUGUCUCUAACAAACAGUUAUGUAAUUUCAAUGAAGUAUUCAUAGGCUCUCUUGUUUUGACUGUAUAACUUUGUUUUGCUCUUAUCUUCACAAAGCGUACGGAGAAUUGGCGAUUCAAAGAUGGUUUUUUUAUAUUACUGAAAAUGUAAAGUUUGGCGUACAGCUGCGAGCAGUGAAAUAGUAGUGGGUGUUAG